UGAUGUCAGUUGCUAGGGAGAGGGGUGUAACCAUGAAUGUGUUGUUACACUGCACAGAGGAGAAAGUCCUGUCCCAGGGAGCAAACUGCUUGGAGAAGGACGAGAAUGGUGUGGGUUGGGGAAGAGGCGUAUGGCCUGAGUGGAGAAACUUUUUUUGACUAAGCAAGGGGGAGGGCCUGACUGACGCCUGGACUCACCUGUGAGUAAGCAGCCAACUUUCUGGAGUGUCAACGUGCCACUCAGCUCACCUGGCCUUAGAGAAGUGUGCAGUGCAGGACUGUAGGAAGCCACUGAGGAACUUACGGCUUGUCCACACAAGGCCUCAGUGCCUGGUAGGGUCAACCAGAAGAGGAGCUGGGCUGCUUAAUGUUCAUCUGACCAAAUUGCCAUGCACGAAAGUAAUUUCUUCCUGUCGGCUCUACAGCCGGAGAAUGGCGUGUGCUCCUUGGCGUUGCCCUCUGACCAGCAGCUGGACAGAAAAAACAAGGAGACGCAGGACACCGAGGUGCUCAAGAAUGCCCGGGUGCAGGAGCAAGUUCGCAUGAGGAUGCUUCAGAAGAGCCACUCGGCCCCCAGGACUAAUGGAGCUGGGCCUGACUAUGAACUGAAAGGUGGAACUAUCUCUAAUGGCCAAUACAACACUCUGCAGCCGAGCUUCAGCUCCAGAUCCCAAACAAAUGGCACAGAUCACAAAGGCUCCCUUUAUCAGUCAAAGAAAGGAUACAGCACCAUGAAGACUACUAACUGGUCCUCCCGCUCAGCUGUGGACCUCAGACCCAACAAGAGGAUAGCCGCUGUCAGCAAUGGUGUUGGGCCCAAGGGCCUAAAUUAUGGCAUGAAUUAUACUCUGUCUCAAGCUGCCAACUCUACUUCACGCCCUGGCUCUUUUCAUGAACGAAGCUAUCGGGCCCGUCAAAACUACGACACUAUGUCUCUCCACUCCCUGCGCUUGGCGGAUGGGCCAGGCAGUCCUGGGGGCAUAGAUGAUCGCUACAGUAUCAUGUCUGAGAUGGACCCAUUGGCACAAGCAUCUCUUUACAAAAACAGGGGAGGGGGCAGCUUCGCCAAAUCCUAUUCCUUUGAAAGGCAGAUGAGUGCUGGAUCUAAUGCUGGAUUUAAGGGGCCCCUCAACUGGAUGGAUGGUGUGGAUGGACCCCAAAACAGGACAGUCAUCCGUGCACCAGCCAUGCGCACCUUGCAGCGCUUCCAGAGCAACAACCGCUCCCGCAUCAACAGUGGCUCCUUCAGUGGAAUCCAGUCUUCCCAAGGAGGUGUUGGGAGCUCCUAUGCAGGUGUAAUGGAGCGCAGUUCCCGUGCCCCCUCUGUGCGAAGCUUGGCUGAUUCCAACCACCAUUUGCAAGACCUGCGUGCCAUUGAUAUGUAUGAUGGUCACAACUCACUCAUGACCCAGCCGUCCUUUUCUGGCGGGUUUGAUGAUAUUGACCUUCCCUCUGCAGUGAAGUACCUGAUGGCCAGUGACCCCAACCUUCAAGUUCUUGGGGCUGCUUACAUCCAGCACAAGUGCUAUAGUGACAAUGAUGCCAAGAAACAGGCUCGUAGCCUUCAAGCUGUGUCCAAGCUGGUGAAGCUUUUCAACAACUCCAACCAUGAGGUGCAGCGCCAUGCCACUGGUGCCAUGCGCAACCUCAUCUAUGACAGCGCUGAAAAUAAGCUGAUGCUGGUGGAGGAGAAUGGCAUUUAUGAGCUGAUGCGCACUUUGCGUGAGCAAGAUGAUGAGCUGCGCAAGAAUGUUACAGGCAUCCUCUGGAAUCUGUCCUCCAGUGAUACCCUCAAGGAUCGUCUGGCCCGAGACACCCUGGAGCAGCUUACAGAUCUGAUCUUGAUCCCUCUGUCUGGCACAGGCAGUGCUGCUGUUAUCCAGCAAAAUGCCUCUGAGGCAGAAAUCUUCUACAAUUCUACUGGUUUUCUCAGGAAUCUCAGCUCUGCCAGCCAGCAAACUCGGCAGAAGAUGCGUGAGUGCCAUGGGCUAGUGGACUCCAUGGUCAAUUACAUUAACAGCUCCCUGGAAGUGGGAAAGUCUGAAGACAAGAGUGUUGAAAAUUCUGUCUGUGUCCUGCGAAAUCUGUCCUACCGCCUGUACGAUGAGAUGCCUCCUUCCUCGCUCCAGCGACUGGAAGGCCAAAGGAGGAAUGAUGGGGCAACCAUGACAAGUGAGCUGGUGGGCUGCUUCAGCCCUCAGAGCAAGAAGGCCCGAGAGCUCUACGUGAACUCAGAUAUUGUGACCUUCACAGAAGUCUCUAAGGAUCCCAAGGGGAUGGAGUGGCUCUGGAACCCCCAGAUUAUAGGGGUGUAUAACAGGCUCUUGCAGAGGUGUGAAUUAAACAAGCAUACCACAGAGGCAGCCUCUGGGGCUCUUCAGAACAUCACAGCUGGAGACCGAAGGUGGGCUGGUGUUCUCAGCAGAGUGGCUUUGGAACAAGAGAGGAUCCUAAACCCAGUGCUGGACAGAGUCCGCACAGCUGACCAUCAGCAGCUUCGUUCACUGACAGGGCUAAUUCGCAACCUGUCCCGGAAUGCUCGCAACAAGGAUGAGAUGUCAACCAAGGUGGUGAGCCAUUUGAUUGAGAAGCUUCCAGGGAGCCUGAGUGAUAAGUGGCCCCCAACAGACGUCAUUGUCAAUAUCAUUGCCGUGCUAAACAACUUGGUUGUGGAAAGCCCCAUUGCAGCACGUGACAUUGUCUACUUUGACGGCCUGCGUAAACUUUUCUUCAUCAAGAAGAAAAGAGACAAUGCUGACAGUGAAAAGUCAUCCAGAGCUGCUUCCAGCCUCCUGACCAACAUGUGGCAGUACAGCAAGCUUCAUCGGGACUAUAAGACGAAGGGCUAUCGAAAAGAGGAUUUUGUUGGCCUGUAAAUUCAAGGGCUUCUGAAGUUUGCAGAAAAUGGACUGAUUGGCCGUGAUUCUUCUCCAUGAAAAUGUUUCUUGAAGUGCCAUUGUAAAUGGCCAAGGUUCUGCUUCAUAAAGUUCCUUGCCUGCAACUCCCAUCUUUUUCAUACAUCUCAAAACAGUGUGAUUGACCCAUCAUAUUUUUUGCAUUCUUAAUAAUUUCUACUUCAUCCCUGUUGGAAGCCCAUCUUCCUCUGCUGGCCACCUGAUUUCAUCAGAACAUUCUGUAAAGCCAACAUGGAACUUUCCUUUUCAUUCCCAUCACCUAGUAGGGGGUUCUGUGGCAUACAUGGACACUGAUAGAAUAGCAGGACUUCCAGACUGAGGGAAUUCUUUUGAGAUGCGUUGUACUAUUUGUGGAUACGUAAUCUGCUUUCAUGAAAUUCAUUUUCUGGAACUCUGCUAAAAUUUUGCCAACCCUGCCAAUCGCCCCCCAAAAGGAACUUUUUGCUUUUCAUUUUAAAAGAUUUAGGAGAUCUUAUUUCAAGGCAUGAAUAGAUUUUGUAGCAAAUAUGUACCUACACAUUUGUUUCUGGUGGUAUUGGACUUACAGCAAUAGACUUUUGAGUGUUAUUGGCAAAUGUUGAGAUUGUACUGAGCAAACAGCACGUCCGAAUACAUUGGAGUAUAGCUUUGUGAGAGGUGGGUGGUGGAUGCUUUUAUUAUAGUUUCAGUUACUUCAUAAGGUCAGAGACAUUGAGGAUCCUAGCGGAAGCAGAGAGAAUUUUCUGACUGGUACACGUACUAUGACUAAUCCUAUUUCUCUGUGGCUGUUAGUUCCACAAAGUAAGGUUAGGGAGAAAUGGACAUGGCACAUUAAGCUGACAGGAGAUCCUCCUCCCUCUGUGAAACCAAACUUAUAGUGAUUUGUACAGGAUUUUGCUUUUAUGUUGCCAGGAUUGUCUUGGUGAUCUCAAUCCAGAGUACUUUUCAUGCAUGCAGCAACAGCCUACACUCCAAAAGAUGGUUUUGUCACCACACAAGAUGGUGAGAUGACCUGCUGGGUGGAGGGAUAGAGGAAAGAACAGGGUGAUCAGAGCUGUUAGUUCUUUUGUCAUGAGUCAUCUGGGGGGGGGGGGGGGAUGCAUAUAGAACACAGGAAAACCACAUGUGCUUUUUGCCAACUACAUGUAGAGUAUCACAUACUAUAUGAAUGCAGUGACAUGCAAAGGGUAUGAUCAUGCUGGUGGAGGAUUUUCUUUCAGUCCAGUAGAAAAAAAUCCAGCAAUUUAAAUGGAAUAUAGACUGAGACUUUCAUCCUUUGCAGUUAAACUCUUCUAACCCCACCGAUUUCAGUAGAUUUAAAAAGUUAUAGCUCUGCUGAGGAUUGUACUAUGAAUGAGUGGUGGCCUAAAGCUGAGUCAAAUCCUCAUUUAACUAGCACACCCUCAGUCAUGUUUUAUGGGCCAUGGUGCAUUAAAUGAAGUGCAAGACCAUGUAAGGACCAGAUAAAAUUAUCUCUAACUCCUAAAUCCUACAUACAGUCUAGUGAUGGAGAAAAGUUGAAAUAUCAUAACAGAAUGCUGGCCGCAUGCAAAAUUGCUUGCUUAUCACCUGCAAACAAGCCGUGAAUAGCAGUUGUAUUGGCUAUUGCAAAGAGACUGGUGGCAAGGCACACUUGGGGUCUCCAUUAUAACAUAUAGCCACCUUCUACCCUCUUAAAUAUGCCAGAGUGGAAGUGGAAGGCUAUAACAUCUGAUGCCCACCCCAGUGCCAGAUAGCUACACUGGACCUUAUUGAAAAUGGAGCUGGUGAGUUUCAGAUCCGUCAACAGACAAGCUGAAAGUACCACUGAUAAACUUUUUCUUAUUAGUCUGUUGAAAUAUUAACUGUCAUAAGCCAGCAGCAGCUCACAGUAUCUGUCCACAUAAAAAGGAGGCAUAUAGAGAUGAAUGCUGUGCCUUUCAUUCUUUCUGUCAGGUCAGUGUAGACUGGCCUUUGAUUGCAGAGUUGGGACGGUGGAGCUGCUGCUGCUUUUUCAUGAAGGUCCUACUAUAAUUGUUACAAUUUUACUCCAGCAUAGGUACAACACCAUACUUUGUUUAGUCACAAUGAGAAACCAUAUGGGCCCAAAAGGAAGCAGUUAAGGGGUGGGUGAAUUUAUCUGUAUAUAAUGUAUAUAGACUUUCCCUUCCCAGCUGCAUAGGGGAGUGGCUGUUUUUUUUUAAAGGGCUAUUUCUCACAUUCCAAUAUGUUGUUGUUUCCAUUGCCUGCCUGCUUCCUUGGGAAUCACAACUGUGCAGGAGAAAAGCAAAACUCACCUUAAGGACAGAAGACGAUUCUUAAUCCGUUGGCAUGUUGCUUUUGUGAAAUAUAUACUGGGUUUGUUUGGUUCAAAAAUAUGAUGUGUGCCCCUUCUCUUCCAAACUACCUGCCCAUUGUCCCCACCUGAUCAAGUGCAUAUGCAAUUAAAGUCUUUCCCUGUUUUCAGGUUAAGAUGGACGCACAAGUUUCUUUGCCUCCAGGUGAAAGAUAGGAUAUUUGAGAUCAUUGCUCAGAAAUAGAGAUCUUGCACCUUCAUGGAGCUGAGCUAGGGGCAUAAGAAGGAAGGAAAUCCUUCAACUAGCGGAUUAACCAGUUGGUCAAUUGCAUGUAUACUGCUACUCUUUUGCUAGCUUAUUGCCCCUCUUAUUUCUGUAAUUCCUUCAAGUUCUGCUCUUUCACAUGCAGCCAUAUUUUCUUCAUCAAACAUAAAGUCCUGUUAGCAAACUUGCAGUCUUAGUAGUGAAGUCUGUUUGCUCACUCAAGGGGAAAAAUAGUUAAAACUAGUGGCUUAGAAAACAGACACAUAACUUCAGCACAUGACACAAUUUGACUAUAAAAUGCAUAUGGUUACCACUUGCAACAACCAUAUCUUUGUGCAGCUGCAAGACUCUUAUGACUACUGUCCUUGCCUUUUGGAGAAGCCCUGACUGCUAGUCUGAGUGCAUUCACUGUUGUAGCAAUUUCUACUUGCUUUCAAGAGGAUGUGAGACAUCGAACUACAUGAUAUCAACACUGUGGAUUAAAUACAGCAGUUCUGAAUGAGGUGCAAAUAGCUGGGUACAUGGGGAAGGCUGCCUUGAAGUGACCAGCUGCAGAGAAUAUGGAUUCUGUACCUUUAAUUCCUAUGUAGAGAAGAAAUUUCAUCCAGUAAAGCUUUUGUCAUGUCAGCAUGGACUGGCUGCACCUA
Sphaerodactylus townsendi is the source of this 6080-nucleotide messenger RNA. RefSeq names its product plakophilin 3 (gene PKP3). NCBI's taxonomy places the organism in Eukaryota, Metazoa, Chordata, Lepidosauria, Squamata, Sphaerodactylidae. Gene Ontology annotation, biological process: cell-cell junction assembly; cell-cell adhesion. Gene Ontology annotation, cellular component: cytoplasm; plasma membrane; adherens junction. The record is from RefSeq and is a predicted model, not a curated record. Gene Ontology annotation, molecular function: cadherin binding. Bases 389 to 2875 code for a protein of 828 amino acids. The transcript is spliced from 13 exons.